This is a messenger RNA of Pseudonaja textilis, 2026 nucleotides long. The record is from RefSeq and is a predicted model, not a curated record. NCBI's taxonomy places the organism in Eukaryota, Metazoa, Chordata, Lepidosauria, Squamata, Elapidae.
UUUAUCUCAGCCUGACUCAUUUUGGAGAGUUGCUGUGGAUAAAAUAGGAGCCGGGAGCAUAUGAUCCACACUGCAGCACAGCCUGAGAGACAGGACAGUACCUGGGAGAUGCACCUUACACUACACUGCACAGUGUCUCUCCACUGCACAGAUCUUUCUCCAGUGCGUAGCCCUUCAAACAUACCACAUAGAUUUGAGGAGUCAUCAGUCAAUUUUGCCUUCAAGUCAGUGAAACUCUCCCAUCACUGGAAGAUUUUCUCUCUCCUCUGAAGGAUGUUGCAUUAUUGAAAGCCACUGUUCUGGGUAGGGCUGCAGCACCAGAUGCAAAAUUGAAAUAGUCACUGCAGUGCUGAAGAUCUGAGGGUCUUAUUCCCUUCCUGGCCCCUUUGCUUCUAUCCUCAAAGCCCAUUUCUUUUGUUCUCUCAAGAGAAACCAUCCACUUACUCUUUCGACAAUGUUUCUGCAGAAAUGGUCGGCACUUCUUUAUUUCACUUUCUAUUUAAGGGGACCUGUGAGCUUUUUCCUUCUCCAAGGAUGCUUGGCAAGUAAAUCAGAAGAAAGGCUUUUUCGCAAACUGUUCUCCCAUUACAACCAGUACAUCAGACCUGUAGAAAAUGUGUCCAGUCCCGUGAAGGUGCAUUUCGAAGUGGCAAUUACCCAGCUUGCAAAUGUGGAUGAAGUCAAUCAGAUCAUGGAGACAAAUCUCUGGCUACGACAUAUUUGGAAUGAUUAUAAAUUGAAAUGGAAUCCAGUGGAAUUCGGUGGAAUUGAAUUUAUCCACGUGCCAUCGGACAAAAUUUGGAAACCUGAUAUUGUGCUAUACAAUAAUGCUGUCGGAGAUUUCCAGGUUGAAGGACGGACCAAGGCUCUGCUCAGAUACGAUGGCACCAUCACCUGGAUGCCACCUGCCAUUUUUAAAAGCUCCUGCCCCAUGGAUAUUACCUUCUUCCCCUUUGAUCACCAGAACUGCUCCUUAAAAUUUGGAUCAUGGACAUAUGACAAAGCCAAGAUAGAUCUUUUGAUUAUUGGUUCCAAAGUAGACAUGAAAGACCUUUGGGAGAACAAUGAAUGGGAAAUAGUUGAUGCUUCUGGCUAUAAACAUGACAUAAAGUACAACUGCUGUGAGGAAAUCUAUACGGAUAUAACCUAUUCUUUUUAUAUCCGAAGGCUCCCCAUGUUUUACACCAUCAAUCUGAUUUUACCUUGCCUGUUCAUUUCAUUCCUGACUGUAUUAGUAUUUUACCUUCCAUCUGACUGUGGAGAGAAAGUAACUCUUUGCAUCUCUGUCCUCCUUUCAUUGACUGUUUUCUUGCUGGUAAUCACAGAGACAAUUCCCUCAACUUCUUUGGUCAUCCCACUAGUGGGAGAAUACUUGCUGUUCACCAUGAUAUUUGUGACACUCUCUAUUGUGGUGACAGUGUUUGUGCUGAAUAUCCAUUACCGGACUCCAACUAUGCAUACAAUGCCCAACUGGGUCAAAACUGUCUUCCUUGGUCUUCUGCCCAAGCUUCUGAUGAUGAAGAGACCCAUACAGAAACAUGUUGACUCCCAACCUCCCCAACCUCUGAAAGGAAGUGCCACUAAACCCGACAAGCCCAAGGCUGGGGAGCUUGCAGAAGUGAAAGUCCUCAGUGAGCACCGCUCCUGCCACUGUGACAACUCCAAGGACAUAGCAGUGAGGAAGCAAAGGAGACAGAGUUGCCAAUCUGCCAAAUGGGAGGCUGAAUCAGUCAAGUAUUCCCCAGAGGUUAAAGAAGUCAUUAACAGUGUUCAGUUCAUCGCAGAAAACAUGAGGUGUCAGAAUGAAACGAAAGAGGUAGAAGAUGACUGGAAAUAUGUCGCCAUGGUAAUCGAUAGAGUAUUUCUGUGGGUGUUCAUAAUUCUCUGUGUAUUUGGAACAGCGGGAUUAUUUCUACAACCAUUGAUAGCAGAUGUAUAAUAUAUGGGUGGUGAUUCACGUUUUGCAUGAUCUUUUUUAAUAGGAUAGUCAAACCACACAUUAGCAACAGUUUAGAGAAUAUCAGUU